This is a messenger RNA of Dendroctonus ponderosae (mountain pine beetle), 1824 nucleotides long. RefSeq names its product probable cytochrome P450 6a14. The record is from RefSeq and is a predicted model, not a curated record. Gene Ontology annotation, molecular function: heme binding; iron ion binding; monooxygenase activity. NCBI's taxonomy places the organism in Eukaryota, Metazoa, Arthropoda, Insecta, Coleoptera, Curculionidae. The transcript is spliced from 8 exons. The coding region runs from base 240 to 1766 and encodes 508 amino acids.
UUCUGAUCGCUUCGGCCAGUAGAAUCCGUGAGCCCAGCGAGGUGAAAGCUCGCAGCUCGCAGGUGGAAAACAGUUACGAGCGCUUGUACGCGCAAAUUGUUAAAUCCAUCAUAACUCGUUACCGCAUAAUCGAAAGUGCACAUGCAAGCAAUGGUUCUUGCUAAUUGAAUUAAGUCAGCAGGUUUGUGUGUGUGGGCUGGAAGACGUUUCGAGUCGCUUGCGAGUGAAACAGCCCGAAGAUGCUCCUAGUAGUCAUGCUAGCUGUUAUACUAGUCCUAGCUUACAUUUAUUUCAAGGACUCGUAUAAGUACUGGAGGCGACUGGGGAUCCCGCAACUAAGCCCGCAGUUUCCUUUUGGAGAUAUGGCCGAUGUGAUUUUCAGAAAGCAAAACAUGGGCGACAAAAUCAAUCAAAUCUACGCCCACCAAAGGCGGCAAGGCCACGAUUAUGUAGGCCUGUACUUCUUCAGCCGAAAGGCCUUUUUGCCGCUCGAUCCCGCCCUCAUCAAAGACAUCCUAGGCAAAGACUUCCAGCACUUUUACGACAGAGGGAUUUACUACGAUGAGAAAAACGACCCGUUGAGCGCACAUUUGUUUUCCAUCGCAGGGCCCAAGUGGAAAAAUUUGAGGGCGAAACUGACCCCGGCGUAUUCGCCCGUUAAGCUUAAGGGAAUGUUUAACACGAUCCUGAAUUGCGGCAAGCAGAUGUCAGAGGUUAUAGGCGAAAUAUCGGAAAAGCAGGGCGAAGUUGAAAUAAAGGAAAUCCUGGCCAGAUACAGCACUGAUGUGAUUGGUUGCUGUGCCUUUGGAUUGGACUGCAACACCAUGAGGAAUCCUGAGGCCGAGUUUCGACGAAUGGGGAGGCGCGCUUUUACGCAAACCAUCGGCGAUGUCUUGAAAAUGAUAGUGAUCAGAAGCUUUCCGCCGAUCGCCAAAGCGCUCAGACUGGGCGUGUUUUCCGACAGCGUGACGAGUUUCUUCCGAAAAGUUGUCGACGAAACCAUCACGUUCAGGGAAACUAACGGCAUUCAGCGCAAGGACUUCAUGCAACUUCUAGUUGAGUUGAAGAACAACAGAAGCAUUGUUGACGAUGAAUUGGAACCGGCCAAGCAAACUGAGCCAGGAACGGCCUUAACAGUGGACGAGGCUGCGGCUCAAGCCUUCAUCUUCUUCCUUGCUGGGUUUGAGACGACUUCAACCACCACCAGCUUUGCCCUUUUUGAGAUGGCUCGUUGCCCUCAUAUUCAACAGCGAGCGCGCGAAGAAGCCCUCGGGAUACUUGCCCAGCAUGGUGGGGAAAUCACUUAUGACGCCCUCAUGGAGAUGAAGUACCUUGACAUGAUUUUCAACGAAACGCUUCGCAAAUACCCUCCGGCACCAGUGUUUCUUCGCAAGUGCACCAAAAGCUACCGAAUCCCCAAUACGAACGCUUUCAUCGAAGAAGGCCAAUCGGUGCUCAUCCCUUGCAUUGGACUGCAUAGGGAUCCAGUCUACUUCCCAAAUCCUGAUCUGUUCGACCCCGAACGGUUCAGCGAUCAGAACAAGUCCAAAGUGAAGGAUGGGACUUAUAUUCCAUUUGGAUCGGGCCCGAGGAACUGUAUAGGAAUGCGGUUUGCGAUGAUUCAAUCGAAAGUCGCCUUAGUGCUCAGUUUGGUCCAUUACGAGCUCCGACUGAGUGAACGCACUCAGUUGCCCCUCAAAAUGGAAACGAAGGGCAUCAUUUUGGCCCCGAUCGGCGGCCUUUGGAUAGAGUUUAAACAUAGAUAGGCCCAUUUAUGCUAUAGUUAUCGAGUACAAUAAAUUACCUUAGUGCUGAGUUCCAAAA